GGUGUAUAACUUCUCCUUCUUUAUCACUCUCUUUCUCUUUCUUCCUUCCUCUUGCUCUUUCUUUCGAUCUCUGUGUGUCCUUGAUAUGGCGGAGACAGUGAUGGACUUAAAAAUCCCAUGGGAUCCGUUCUGCUCUGAAGCCAAAGCGAUAGACGCAUUCCCUUCGAUCUUCUCUGAUUCUAUGAUUCUCGCUCCACGGAACAGCAGAAGCGCCGAGGAUUUACAUAUGUACACCGUAAACGCGAAGCGUUAACGCAUCGAAGGCACGGACUGGAGAACGGAACGAGUUGUUUCAUUAAACACACGCUGUGCCUAUGAAACGUUACAUUUUAAGUGUGUGCCGACACGGUGCGUGACGACGAUGUGGUUCCCACAAUAAAGGAGCCGGGAUAUGUUUACCAAUUAUACAUAUGUAUAUGCGACCAUAGGAACGAACACGUCCGGCCGUGAUGUUGCAGGAAAAAUUCCUGGCUGCUUUGUUUAAAUUGUAAUUGUGAUACUUGAAACAAUGCUAAAAAUUUCGAUGAAUUCUUUAAGAAAAGUACAAUGCCAAAAGACGGAAGAGAGGAAGGGUAAUUACAGCCUUUUCCACACACUUUUUCUUCAAAACCUGUUAUUAUAUUUAAAGACAUUAAAAUUGAUAGUAAUAAUUAUGAUUGAAUAAAGUCUGUUUAAUAAAUUCUUAAUCCAAUAAAAUAUACAACUAUUUCUUUUCUUUCUUUUAAUAUCAUGCUUUGGGAAAACAAAUAACAGUCUGACAAAUUAAAGUAAGGAACAGAUUUUCUGAUAAAGUAAAAUAAUUGAAUAUAUAUGCAAAGUCUCAUUCAUUUACAAUUUUUAUUUGCUUCUUGGACGUAUCGUUAGAAGUCUUUCGAGUGUGAUAAAUAUGGAUAAACGUCUGUUAGCAUUAAUAAUAUCGUAUAAAGUUCAUGUUAAUCACAUGCCCAUAUAAUAAUUCUGUAAUAAUAUAUAAUUUUCGAUCUUUACGUAGCCUUACUAAUGGAAGUCCUGAAUUUUUAUAAGCUUAGAGGGCGGUACAUUGCAGAACUGCAUCAAAAGUACUGUACCGAUCAAAGUAUUCUGCUUUUAUUACUAAAACAAUUUUUUUAAUUUGUGACGUUAUAAGACAUUUUUGUUUAAUUAAGGCGUAAAUUAUGUACAUAUAUAUAUAUGUAUGUGUGUGUGUAUGUAACACGUAAAUAAAUAAAUUACCUACUGAUACAUAAAUAUAUAAUUUUAUAUUCAAUGUAUUUUCCAUGAAACUACCUUUUAGUCCAGAAACAUUAAAUUCCUUUGAAAUCCAAAAAGAAGAAAUUUUGGCCGACGCGUAUUAUGUAUAAAUUCAACUUAAUCACCUUUGCGAAAAAUAUAAAAAGAACCGUUACAGUCCUGCGAGAUAUUUUUAAAUUCUAAUUCUGCUAUGUUGCGAGAUGGAAUGAAGUUACGUUCGCUACACCGGUCCUCCGGAAGAAGCACGCCAAGGCGCCACCUAUCUUGCUGUUAUGAUGCGCUGGGAAGGUAGCUGCUCUCGUUGCGGACGAAGUUAGUUGGCUGUGAUCGCUAUAUAUUUGAGAAAAAGAUUAUGAUGGCAAGCAAGGCGUGGAAGGUUAGUAACGUGACUUUGACGGUUCCUCCUCCAUCUCGGUCCAUCUCUUCGAAAUUUCCGUCGCGCGAGGCGGCGACGAUCGCGUUCUCGCGCGAGGUUACGCAAGGUUAUGCCGCAGGUAACGUGCAUCUUUUUGCAGGUAGUCCAACCGCACGUGCCGCUGAUCAAGUUCCGCAAGGGCACCCAUAAUCCAGUGGCAGGCGCGACGGCGGCGCCAUCUGCACGGCCAGUGCCGACCCAGCAGUCGCAGAGCACGGGCAGCGCGACGGGCCCCGGCGUGAUCGCACUGCCGACGAUAGAAGACGUUUACCUGCCGCCGCGAUACCAGAGACGACCGAUAGACCAGAGGGAAAUUGAUUAUAUCAACCGUGGCGGACCGGAAUGAGCUCGAAGGAUCACUUAGGAUAUCGUCAGCUACACACAGGUUGAACAUUUGCGUUUAUUAAUGAUGUACUGUUUAAAUAAAGGGAUGCGGUAGAAAGGU
Messenger RNA from Ooceraea biroi (clonal raider ant), 2090 nucleotides. RefSeq names its product 28S ribosomal protein S36, mitochondrial. Gene Ontology annotation, biological process: 2-oxoglutarate metabolic process. NCBI's taxonomy places the organism in Eukaryota, Metazoa, Arthropoda, Insecta, Hymenoptera, Formicidae. Gene Ontology annotation, molecular function: oxoglutarate dehydrogenase (succinyl-transferring) activity. The record is from RefSeq and is a predicted model, not a curated record. Gene Ontology annotation, cellular component: oxoglutarate dehydrogenase complex.